Dendronephthya gigantea is the source of this 1656-nucleotide messenger RNA. Its product is annotated as stimulator of interferon genes protein-like. Gene Ontology annotation, cellular component: endoplasmic reticulum membrane; autophagosome. The transcript has 3 exons. The record is from RefSeq and is a predicted model, not a curated record. Gene Ontology annotation, biological process: innate immune response; reticulophagy; positive regulation of type I interferon production. NCBI's taxonomy places the organism in Eukaryota, Metazoa, Cnidaria, Anthozoa, Malacalcyonacea, Nephtheidae. Gene Ontology annotation, molecular function: cyclic-di-GMP binding; 2',3'-cyclic GMP-AMP binding. Bases 28 to 1656 code for a protein of 542 amino acids.
CCAAAUACGAUAUCAGUCAUUGUCAACAUGACCAAAGAACAGAAUUCUGCUAACAAAACGGAUAAUGCGGAUUGGUGUAAUUUGGAUCGGAUACCAAAGAAGCGUAAAUGGUGGCGUUCGUGGGCAGCUUCGCUUUUUAUAUGUUCGAUCUCCGCUGGAGUAAUCCUCUAUUUCGCUUUCAGCAAAAUUACAAUAACCCAGUAUAAAGAGAACAACGUUAUAUCAGCUACUAUGCUGGCUAAUAUAAAAAAUGGAUCAGUUAUUUGCUACACAAGGGAAGAAAAGAAAGAGAUGAACUUAGCAGUUUUCUUUAAUCUAGCUCUAGGAUUAUUGUCCAUUGUGGUUGGCAUUUUUUGUGGUCGCUUCUCUCUCAUCUUUGAAGAAAUAUUUCACCUUAAAAGCCGUUAUAAGGGAAAACCAUUCCGAAUGAUAAGAGCUUGUUUUAAUGGGAUCUCAUGGCCGGCAGUUGCUACUGUUGUGAUUCUUACUGUUAUCACAAUUCCUGUUGUGACAUCGAAAAGCGAAACGUCAUUCGAAAAUAAACAUAUAAUGAUUAUCUUGAGUGGGAUUGGCAUAGGGCCUCUCGUUAUGCACUUGUUAAAUCUUAACACACAGUCUGAAGUCCAAAUAUCUACAAUUCUCGAGGAAAAAGAAACAUAUGUUGCUAACGGACUUGCAUGGUCUUACUAUUUGAACUAUCUGGAUAAAGCUUUGCCAAUAUUUAAUGAACUUUUUACUGAUAAUAACAAACCUGUACAAGAUGAAGGAGAAAAAGUGCGUUUAAAUUUAAAUAAAAUGAUCUUGCUUUUAACUCAUAAUUGUAAUGUAGUUCAAAAUCUGGAAGAACACGACAACAAGAUUAGGAAAGUGACUGAUAUCGUCCAGGGUAAAUUCAGGUUUCCUGUUUACGAAUUAACAGAUACUGAUAACUCUAAACACACAUACGUUAUAAAAUAUGUUAUGCAACCAUUGCAGACUAUACAUAGCAUGAGUAAAUAUGAACGACCUAAAGCUGUCACGGAAAAAGAGCGUGGGGAUCAAGUUAAACUUCUUUACAGAACACUGCUUGACAUUCUAAACGAACCACUUGUAACCAAAUACGAAGACAUGUGUAUUUUUGUACCCAUAAAGACAAAAAAGGAAGAGCUACAAAACGGAGGCCUAACAAAGUUGAUUAUUCAAAGUAUUAACUGUGUUCAAAGCAUCAAGAAAAAUCAAAAGCAUCACAGUGGGCAAAUGGAUGGGUUUAUCCAGGUUCCUACUGUCCCAAAAGACUCAAGACGCAAAAGUCAUAUGCAAGAAGGGUGUUCCUCUGCUGCAGUAAAAAUAAAUCACGACUCCUCUAAAAAAAUAAAUGAGACGGAUGCAUUAUUAAAUAAAAGUGAACAAAAGAAAGAUGAUGUCACAUGUAGACGAAAUAAAGGCAAAGGUAAAGGGAAAUGUACGCAACAUAGCAAUGACUCAAAAGUGAAGAAACUAGCCACAAAUGAUGACGAAGUGGAAAAUAAAGAAAGAUCAAGCAGCUCUGAAAGGGCAGAGGAUGAUCAAGGUACCCCACCAAUAUCAAACCAUAGUGAAGAGAAUGAAACAAUGCCUAGCCAAAUUACACACUUUGAUUUCUCAUCGUAUGAUACUGAUGUUGCCGAAGUCGAAUGA